AUGUCGACAACGCCAGGAAAACCCAGAAUAUCAGGUAUUCCGACUCCUGGGAAGUCUAGCGGAAUCCCUACUCCAGGCAGAUUUCGUUCUUCAUCGUCCGCCAAUUCUCAACCUGCCUUUGACUCUGAUGUGGAGUUUAUGUCCCGUGCAUUCGCAAACGCGAUCAAGGCCAAUGAUCCUGCACAGCAUCGCACCAGCACUACUUCGAAUACUUCCCCUUCGUCAUCUUCUCCAAAUUCAAGUUUGGCGACAUUGCAAUCAGGCCGUCGUUCUGUAGCUGGUCGUCCUCCCUCGGUCGCUUCAACCUCUGCAUUUGCACAGAGCAGAACAAAGACUCCUGCACCACGCGCUCCAAGCAGACAGUCAGAUGUUUUUACCCGUAGCGUAAGUCGAGCCGGGAAAACAUUCGAAGUCGGAGACAAUGUCAGGAUAGAGUCUUUGGGGUUCGAGGGCUGCCUGAGGUAUAUUGGAGAGAUCGACGGUAAAUCCGGCCUGUGGGCAGGGGUCGAACUCAGUGGUGGUUUUUCAGGCAAAGGCAAGAAUGAUGGAUCUGUGGGGGGGAAACAAUACUUUGUGUGUCCUCCAAAUUGCGGUGUAUUCGUUGCUGCUAUGAAGCUCUCUGCCCCCACAAUGCCUUCAAGCUAUCGGCCUCCCUCAGUCGCCUCCUCUCGCGGUGGUCGCAUAACACCAUCCUUUUCUGGUAGAGUCACUCCCUCGCAUUCACUAUCUUUUGGAAGUGGACGUAUCACCCCGUCCAACCUCCUUAGCCGCUCCAACGCUGGCGCAACUCCUGCAGCUCGUAAAACAAAGCCAACUCCACAGUUAGGCUUGUCACAAUCGCCAAGACCCGGAUUAGACACUCAAAUUACCUCAGGUUCGAGGGCCUCCAAAUAUAUUGGUCUCACAGCCAAACAACUGAAAGCUAGUGGCGAUGGUACCCCAGAGUAUAGUCUUCGUUCUCCAUCUUCGCCAUCACGCGGACCCUCAGCUGUUGAUUUGAAUAUACACCCCUCGGAUUCUCCAUUUACCACGCCAAAGGCUGGUGCUGCUCCUCGUGCCCCCAAUGUGUACAGCGGCGCACUCACCCCCGGCCUUAAAGGCCGCACUUCUCUAAACACCCCACGCCCAAGGAUACCCAGCGCAAUUGCUAUGCCACCUCCAGCCUCGCCUGCUCGAUCAGCAUCUUUUACGUCUACUUAUUCCUUGAAUGAUGGCCCCGACCUCACAUAUGAGGACCCAACGUCGCGCGUUCGGCUGCGUUCUUCGAUGGAUCUGACUGCUUCUUCACAGGCUUUGCAGGAUAAGAUUAACCAAAUCCUCUUAGGGCAGUCUAUUUCGCCACCCAAGAUCAGUGGCACCAGUCCAUCUCGGCCGUCCUCAGUUGCCUCCCUUCGAUCUGCUUUCCCCGACAAUGACUUGCAAAAGGACGUUCUGCAUUCUCGCCUAGAAUCUCUCGAGCGCGAGAAUGCCUCUCUUCGUGAUGCGGCUGAUGCGGCUCGUGCAGACGUUGCGCUAGUCCAAGUACUCGAAUCUGAGCGCGAUACAGCUCUCGCCUCUGUUACUUCUACAGAGAACCAGCUCCGCACUCUCGAGCGUAAACUCACUGAACGAGAGUCGAAGAUUGAAUCUCUUGAACGCGCUGCGCUGAAAACAACGUCUGAACUAGAACGUAUCAAGAACGAGAACGAGGCCCGUGUCGCAGACUUGCAGGCCAAAUUUGACACGAGCGAGUUACUCGUCAAGAGUCUCAAAGAGGCAAUCGCGGUGAAAGAGGGCGUCGAGCACGAUAGGGAUGCGUUACUUAAGGCUAAGAAUGACGAAAUCGGGCUUUUAGAAGGUCGAUUGGAGAAGGUGUCGGGCGAAUUGGAGGCGGACAGAAAAGAAUUAAACGCACAGAUUGAUGAACUACGUCAAGCCGGCCAGGAAACAAUUGCGUUGUACGAAGAACGUCUCAGCACGGCAGAUUCGCGCCGAUACGAGCUCGAGGACCGAGUUAUGUUUCUCGAGGACCAAGUCAAGAAAGCCUCGACUCCUCUCUCUCCAAGCGCCGCCCUCCAACGCGCCACUUCCGCUGCUGAAAUCGAUAACGAGAAUCUUCGCGAGCAAGUGCAACACUUGCAACGCAAACUUGCCACGCUGGAGGACUCUCUCGAAGAUGCUCAUGCGGUAUCUGAACGGGAGGAAGCUGCCGUGCGCGAGCGAAUCAAACGAUUCAAGGACAAGGAGGAUGUGAUGCGAAACGAACUCAACGAGGGGCGCAAGACUGUUGAACAGGUUCUCAAAGCCGAGGCCCUCGCUAAAAGUCGCGUCGAAGAGGUCGAGGAGGCCUUGCGAGAAAGUACUCUUGCCCUCGAAAACGCCCAGGCCGAAAUCGAAAAUCUGAGAUCCGAUGUCACUGCGAGUGGCUUGCUUCGAGCCACUUCACAUCUUAACUUAGUCCAUCAGGUAGCCGGGCUAGAAACAGACGGUGUUCCCGACUCGCAGAAACUCAAAGCUGAUGAGCGCACGCGCCUUAUGGAGGAGAUUCAAGAGCUACGUGACGAACUCAAUCAAUUACGAUCAUCUGCAGCAGAAUUUGCGUCGGCUUCCUCAACAGCUGAUGACGACACCAAUUGGCAAGCGAAAUGUGAGCAAGUGCAAAAGGAGGUGCUUGUUUUGCGCAAGGGUCUCGAGGAGCGUGCUUCGGAGCUCGACGCUAUGAAGAAGAGACUUAACCGCGACAUUCCUGUCAAUGGCAUCCAAGAGCCACCGAGGACACCAACCUCAUCUAAGCAGGAAUCUGCUGAAGUAAUGGGUCUCAAGCACAUUGUUCAAGACCUGCAACAAGAGACUUCAGCAGUGACUCAGCGAAAUAAGUUACUAGAGUCUGAGAACAGACUCUUGGUGUCAGAGACCGAUCAACUUCGCCAGGAACUGAAAUUACUGGAGGAGAACAUCGAACAGAGUUUGUUGCGUGAAGAGGCUGCUCUUGGAACACAAAACACACCGGCAUCUGGUGACGAGCAGAUGGCUCGGUUAGAAAACGAACUGGAACAGUUGCGCAAGCGUUUAGCUGAAGCUGAGAUAAAGACCGCCCGCGUCACACACGACCUGAAUAAAGAGAUUGGUGAGCUAGAGGCGCUUGUGGAGUCAAAGAUCUAUCGCGAAGAUGAACUCGAGCAAGAACUCGAGCGCCUUAAAGAGAAGCUGUCGCGGAACAACAAGAAAUUGUCAAAGAAUAGCCUCGAACCAACAGAUUUACCUCCUCGCAAACGUUCAUCCACCCCAAACAGCUUUAAUCGAAGUUCUAGCGAAGACGUUUGUGAGAUCUGUGAGAGACCGGGGCACGACAUAUUCACUUGCGACCUUUUGGGGGACGACACGACCUCCGCUCGUGGCCAAAACGCAGUCAAGAAGACGAAAGGAGAUCCGUCAGACUUAUUUUGCGUUGACUGUGAGGGGCAUGGGCAUGUAGCUGCUGAUUGUCCACACUCAUUGGAUGUAUUCUGA
Molecule: messenger RNA, 3489 nt
Organism: Suillus subaureus
Lineage: Eukaryota; Fungi; Basidiomycota; Agaricomycetes; Boletales; Suillaceae
Exons: 10
Coding region: 1-3489 (1162 amino acids)
Source: RefSeq, a predicted model, not a curated record